Salvelinus namaycush (lake trout) is the source of this 2775-nucleotide messenger RNA. Its product is annotated as leucine-rich repeat and fibronectin type-III domain-containing protein 4-like. NCBI's taxonomy places the organism in Eukaryota, Metazoa, Chordata, Actinopteri, Salmoniformes, Salmonidae. The coding region runs from base 1 to 2775 and encodes 924 amino acids. The transcript has 2 exons. Gene Ontology annotation, molecular function: protein binding. The record is from RefSeq and is a predicted model, not a curated record.
AUGCCUAAAUCCAACCAACAAAUACUACACCCAUACCUGGCGCCACACCACUCAAAAUCCGAUUGGAAGCCUUCAAAGCAACGCACCUCUCUAAAAGGGGUCCACCCAGACAGAACCGUACCCCCUCCUAAACUCAAGCCAAAGGUGACCAGACCUUCCCUGAGACCCCCUGCCUGCCCUCUGACCCCACAGACGGUAGUCUGGCUGGCCGUGGUGACUGGUUCCUGUGUCUUCCCUGCGCUACUUGGCCCAGGCGUGUCUGCUGGAGAGACCUGGGGCAUGGUCUCCAUCUGUCCCUUCCACUGUGUGUGCCGAAACCUCUCAGAGUCUCUGAGCACGCUCUGCGUCAACAAGGGCCUGCUGUUCGUCCCUCCUGACAUUGACCGGCGCACCGUGGAGCUCCGUCUGGCAGAUAACUUCAUCCUGGAGGUGGGCAGGGUGGACUUUGCCAACAUGUCAGGCCUGGUGGAACUGACUCUGUCCAGGAACACCAUCCACACCCUGCGGCCCCUGUCCUUCGCUGACCUGGAGAGCCUGCGCUCACUCCACCUGGACACCAACCGGCUGACCAUAGUGGGGCCAAGAGACCUGUCCGGCCUGACCAACCUACAGCACCUCAUCAUCAACAACAACCAGCUGACCGCAGUCUCCGCCGAGGCCUUCGAUGACUUCCUGCAGACGCUGGAGGAUCUGGACCUGUCCUACAACAACCUGAGGAAGGUCCCCUGGGAGGCCAUCCAGAACAUGGCCAGCCUGCACACCCUCAACCUGGACCACAACCUCAUAGACCAGAUCGCUGAGGGCUCCUUCGGCGAACUCUACAAGCUGGCCCGCCUGGAUAUGACGUCCAACCGGCUGCAGACGCUGCCCCCCGACCCCCUGUUCUCCCGAUCCCAGACGGGCGUGGUCAGCCCCACGCCCUACAGCGCUGUCAUCAGCCUGAGCUUCGGGGGGAACCCCCUGCACUGUAACUGUGAGCUGCUGUGGCUGAGGCGGCUGAUCCGCGGCGACGACAUGGAGACGUGUGCCACCCCUGUCCACCUGGCCGGGCGCUACUUUUGGUCCAUCCCAGAGGAGGAGUUCACCUGUGAGCCUCCGCUCAUCACACGCCACUCCAACAAGCUGUGGGUGCUGGAGGGCCAGAGGGCAACGCUGAGGUGCCGUGCCAUCGGUGACCCCGAGCCCAUCAUUCACUGGAUCUCCCCUGACGACCGCAUCGUGGCCAACUCCAGCCGUGUGUACUCCUACUACAAUGGCACCCUGGACGUGCUGGUGACGCGGGCGCGUGACGACGGGGCUUACACCUGCAUCGCUAUCAACGCUGCCGGGGAGGCUACAGCCCUGAUAGACCUCAAGAUCAUCCCCCUCCCUCACCGCGGCAACAACACUGUCCCCCUCACCAACCCUCGUGGAGACCCAGGCUCCUCAGACAUUUCCAGUGGGAGAACAGGAGGGUCUGGAAGGAACGGGAAGGGUGGUGCUGGUUCUGUAAAGAACGCCACAGGAGAGGGGGAGAGCGGAGAGAGGGGGGAUGGAGAAGCCAGCACCAGUGAGCGUUUGGUGGGGGUCCUGGGGGUGACUGCCACCUCUGCCCAGGUGCGCUGGGUCCUGGGCCGUGCCACUGGGCCGUACCUGGUGUGGAUGUACCAGAUCCAGUACAACUGCACUGCAGACGACGCCCUGGUGUACAGAAUUCUGCCGCCUACAAGCAACUCUUUCCUGCUGAAGAACCUGGUGUCUGGAGCAGACUACAGCCUGUGUGUCCUGGCCAUCUUUGACGAUGGGGUAUCCACCCUGGCCACCACCAAGGUCCUAGGCUGCACCCAGUUCAGCACCAAAGAGGACUUCCCAGAGUGCCGAUCCCUGCAGGCCCACUUCCUGGGCGGCACGCUGACGGUCAUGGUGGGGGGGGUCAUCGUGGUAACACUGCUGGUGUUCACCGUGGCGAUGAUGGUAAGGCACCGUGUCUGUGGAGACUGUCAAGACGAGGGCCACUACCCUGCCCAUCACCAUGAUGACUUCCUGCCCUCCAAGGAAGGAGUGGAUGUUUACGCUCAGACCAACGGAAACGGGAGCGUGAUGAUGGUGGCUCUGCCCAACAACAUUCUUGGCCAACAGGCUAAGUCGCUGCCAUUGAAAACCAAACCCCAAGCCAAGAACAAGCCCAAGCCAAAGCUUGACUCCGAUCAGCUCAGUGGGGAGGGAAAGGGUGAGAAGCCAGGCCUGGAGGUGGUCGUGAGGGGGAAAGGAUUCCCCCCUUUCACCCUUGAGAGUGAGAGAGUGACACUGUACUACUCCCCUGCCAACACCUCCCAGACGUUACCCCAUCCCCGAGCUCACAAGGCCCCGAAACACUCAGGCAAGCUCAAGCUGCGCCACUCUGAGGAGAAGGAGAGAGACUUGGACAAAAUGGUGGGCUCCAUAUGCAGCCUAGACUCUGAGGCCCAGGGGGAGGAGUUGGAGCGCAUGAAGGACUCGAGGGGAGAUCGCCCGCCACUAGGGCCGACACGCAGCUGCUCCUUUGACGUGGGCGAGAUCACCACGACAACCUGCUACGGAUAUGCGAAGCAACUGAGUGUGAUAUGGACCAGGAGGAGCCAGUCGGUGCAGGGCAUGCUGGUCCAGUGUGCCUCAACAGCCAGUUCAGCGAGCAGCACAGGCAGCGACCACCCCCCACCUGCCCUCACACAUGGCUACCUGCACACCCACAACACCUCCAACUCUAAGUCCAGUGAGGCUGACAACAUCGGAGACCUGGAAGAGAGUGUUUUAUAG